Molecule: messenger RNA, 315 nt
Organism: Dibothriocephalus latus
Lineage: Eukaryota; Metazoa; Platyhelminthes; Cestoda; Diphyllobothriidea; Diphyllobothriidae
Source: the annotation of a GenBank genome assembly
AUGGACAAAGUUCCCCUCACAUUUGGUAUCCCCGUGAACCGCACUGUAGAGAAAACGGGGAACGAGAAGUCAUCCCCCAAAGUAGUUCUCGGUUGCCAGGCCAGGUCUUUAUUCUUUGGUUCGCCUGCUCUGCACUUGUUUCUCUCCAUUGGCGGGGCCGCGCUCUUCGCUUGUCUGCUGGUUUAUGACACACACCUCAUUAUGCAGCGCUUCUCGGCGGAGGAGUACAUUGCCGCCGCGAUAACUCUCUACUUGGACAUUAUAAACCUCUUCCUGUACAUUCUUCGUAUCCUUCAGGCGGCGGACAGCCAUUAG